Messenger RNA from Peronospora farinosa, 870 nucleotides. The record is from the annotation of a GenBank genome assembly. Lineage: Eukaryota; Oomycota; Peronosporomycetes; Peronosporales; Peronosporaceae.
AUGGCUGCACGAUUCUCACGUCCGUUAUUGCGUCGCAUUGGUGUCAAGUCCACUGCAGGGAUAUCAAGUAACUUUUUGGUAUUUCGAACACUUGCAAAUGCGACGAAGAGCAGCAAUGAUGUUUUAAAGGUGGAUUUUAAGCGUUGGUUGAAGAAAGAGGUUGUGUUGUUGGCAUUUAUGGUGACAGCUGGAGCUACCGGUGUCCAUUUCUAUCAGCACCGUGAAAAUGCACCGGUAAAGCAGGUUGAACACUUGGUGAAGCAAGCAGAACAAAGUGUGGAAGAGGGAGAUCGAGAACAGGCACUUAAGCAUUGUCUGCACGCGUAUGACGUCGUCAAGAGCAUUAAUCCGCAUGAUCGCCAUUUGUUCGAGUUGGCGUUUGCUAUUGCUGCACAUUACGAGACUUUGGGAAGAGGAACGCGUGCAACACAGUAUUACCUUGACGCGUUGGAGCACAAUUUGCGCGAGACAAAAGCCGCCAAGAGGGAGCGAAACUGCGUGGUCACACUCGACCGUAUCGCACAAUCCUACGAGAACAGGGGGCACACGAUGACUGCGGAGAGGUAUUACAAGCAGUCUAUCAGCGCCUACGACCAAAAUCGAGGACGGCGAGAGCUUUCGAAGGCGCCAAGAAGCGAGGUUGCGGACCUCGCAGCACUUGACCGAGAAAUUGCCGCCGUGCUGUAUAACUACUCGCAACUGCUAAUGACCAACAAGCGCUGGAACGAAGCUAGCGAUACGUUGCAGCGCGCCAUGACGCUUGCACGGAAGUCCUCGCUCUCCAAGGAGUACGUGGACCUCAUUGAAGGUGCCAUUGCAAGUGUCAAGUCAAACAGGGCAACAGAAAAAAUCGAUGUGGACCAGAAGUGA